AUGACGUUACUGGGUCGUCAAGGUGACCAAGGUCUAGGUGACCAAGGACCAAGGUCUGGCCAAGGUGACCUGGGUCUACAGCUCCACACUGCUGGGAUCUCCCUUCGUCCGACCCAAACAGCAGAGAAACAAGAGUACGACGUUAGAAACAAGAGCAGACCUCCAGUUGCAGACAGCAGAGAACGUGCGCCCACCGAGCAGACUUUCAGCAGUGUUGCGCAGCAGAACCGGCAACAUACCCGAGCUGACAGUCCCUAUGGCACCGGAGUUGACAGUCCCUAUGGCACCGGAGUUGACAGUCCCUAUGACACCGGAGCUGACAGUCCCUAUGACACCGGAGUUGACAGUCCCUAUGACACCGGAGUUGAGAGUCCCUAUGACACCGGAGUUGACAGUCCCUAUGACACCGGAGUUGACAGUCCCUAUGACACCCGAGCUGACAGUCCCUAUGACACCGGAGUUGACAGUCCCUAUGACACCGGAGUUGACAGUCCCUAUGACACCCGAGCUGACAGUCCCUAUGACACCCGAGCUGACAGUCCCUAUGACACCGGAGUUGACAGUCCCUAUGACACCGGAGUUGACAGUCCCUAUGACACCGGAGUUGACAGUCCCUAUGACACCGGAGUUGACAGUCCCUAUGACACCGGAGUUGACAGUCCCUAUGACACCGGAGUUGACAGUCGCUACGACACCCGAGCUGACAGUUCCAAGAACUCCCUGGUUGAGUUCCCAAGACAAAUCCCCCCAACACAAACCGGAGUUAUUUUCACCGGAAGACCCGCGGGGAUACACCCCCCCGAGACUCCCCAAUACACCGUGGGCGACAGUUGCGAGGCGAAUACCCAUAAAUCAUGCUGGUAUUCCCGAAGGUUGCUCCGUUUGACGAACGUGAACACUCUGGUCGAUGAAGGUGACACCAAGGAACACUCUGGUCGAUGA
Procambarus clarkii (red swamp crayfish) is the source of this 942-nucleotide messenger RNA. RefSeq names its product clumping factor A-like. The record is from RefSeq and is a predicted model, not a curated record. Lineage: Eukaryota; Metazoa; Arthropoda; Malacostraca; Decapoda; Cambaridae.